Messenger RNA from Xyrauchen texanus (razorback sucker), 4981 nucleotides. RefSeq names its product E3 ubiquitin-protein ligase TRIM23-like. Gene Ontology annotation, biological process: intracellular protein transport; vesicle-mediated transport. The transcript is spliced from 11 exons. The coding region runs from base 1 to 1740 and encodes 579 amino acids. Gene Ontology annotation, molecular function: GTP binding; GTPase activity; zinc ion binding. The record is from RefSeq and is a predicted model, not a curated record. Gene Ontology annotation, cellular component: lysosomal membrane; cytoplasm; plasma membrane. NCBI's taxonomy places the organism in Eukaryota, Metazoa, Chordata, Actinopteri, Cypriniformes, Catostomidae.
AUGGCCGCUGCUGUCGGUGUAAAUAAACAGUCGACCGCAGCAUCGAUGGAGUCGUGUGUCAGACACGGCCGCGGCACCACCGGCAAUGCGGUUAAGGUGCUGGAGUGCGGUGUGUGCGAGGAUGUGUUUUCACUACAAGGCGAUAAAGUACCGCGUCUGCUGCUGUGCGGACACACGGUGUGUCAUGAUUGCUUGACUCGUCUGCCUCUUCAUGGCAGGGCCGUGCGCUGCCCCUUCGACAGACAGGUCACUGAGCUGGGGGACUCCGGUGUUUGGGGCCUGAAGAAGAACUUUGCCCUGCUUGAAUUGCUUGAACGGCUACAGAACGGGGCAACCAAUCAGUCAGGCAUGUCAGAGGACACGCUUCGUGAGAUGGGAGAGUGCAUAAUCUCAUGUGAUGAAGAUGAGACCCACACUGCCUCCAUGUACUGCACAGUGUGUGCCACACACCUGUGUGCCGAGUGCUCCCAGCUCACCCACUCCACCCGUACACUGGCUAAGCACCGGCGUGUGCCCCUGGCAGACAAGCCCCAUGAGAAGAUGCUCUGCCCACAGCAUCAGGUGCACGCCAUCGAGUUUGUCUGCCUGGAGGAUGUCUGCCAGCCCGGGCCGCUCAUGUGUUGCGUGUGCAAGGAGUAUGGAAAGCAUCAAGGCCACAAGCAUGCUGUCCUAGAGGCUGAAGCCAACCAGAUCCGAGCCUCCAUCCUGGACAUGGCACACUGCAUCCGUACGUUUACAGAAGAGGUGUCGGAGUACUCCAGGAAACUGCUGGGCAUUGUGCAGCAGAUUGAAGGAGGGGAGCAGAUCGUGGAGGACAGCAUGGGCAUGGCCCACACCGAACAUGUUCCAGGCACAGCAGAGAGUGCGCGUUCUUGUGUGCGUGCCUACUUUGCUGAUCUGCAUGAGACUCUGUGUCGUCAGGAGGAGAUGGCAUUGAGCGUAGUGGAUGCACACGUCCGUGAGAGGCUGAUCUGGUUUCGACAGCAGCAGGAGGACAUGACCAUCCUGCUGUCACAGGUGUCCACUGCCUGUCUGCACUGUGAAAAGACACUGCAACAGGAUGAUUGUAGGGUGGUUUUGGCGAAGCAGGAAAUCAACAGACUACUAGAGACGCUGCAGAAACAACAGCAGCAGUUUACAGAGCUGGCUGAUCACAUUCAGCUGGAUGCAGGCAUCCCUGUUACUUUCACUAAGGACAACCGUGUGCAUAUUGGUCCAAAGAUGGAGAUCCGGGUUGUGACUUUGGGUUUAGAUGGGGCCGGCAAAACUACUAUUCUCUUCAAACUGAAGCAAGAUGAGUUUAUGCAGCCCAUACCGACCAUAGGUUUUAAUGUAGAAACCGUUGAAUACAAAAAUCUGAAGUUCACCAUAUGGGAUGUGGGAGGCAAGCAUAAACUUCGGCCCCUGUGGAAACACUAUUAUCUCAACACACAAGCGGUGGUGUUUGUGAUUGACAGCUGUCACAGAGACAGACUCAUGGAGUCUCACAGUGAGCUGGCCAAGCUGCUGACAGAGAAAGAGCUCAGAGAUGCUCUACUGCUCAUCUUUACCAACAAACAGGAUGUCCCCGGCGCCAUGCCUGUGGAGGAGAUGACCGAGCUCCUGAGCUUACACAAACUGUGCUGCGGUCGCAGCUGGCACAUCCAGGGCUGUGAUGCCCGUAGCGGCAUGGGUCUGCACGAGGGCCUGGACUGGCUCUCACGCCAGCUGGUGGCUGCAGGGGUUUUGGAUGUGGCUUAAGGAACACUUACCCGCACUCAACAGACAUAUUCAUGACUUUGAACUCGAGCCUGUCCAUGCCAUUAGUACACCCACCCUGCUCAUGUUAACCCAUAUUAUCUUGUCAAACCAUCAUACAUUAGUAGACUUACUACUGUGUGUGCUUGUAGAUGGUCUCAAUUUGGAGUCCUUUAAGGGAAUAUUCUGGGUUAAAUACAAGUUUUAUGGAAAGCUGCUUCUGUGACAAUUGUGACUCACUCAGUUUGUAGAAGAAAAAAAACAUGUUGACAGAAAUGCACUUAAAAUAGUAUCAAUUGGCCACAGUUUGAGAUAUGGUUGCCCCAUAGACUUUCAGUAACAGUCAACUUUUUGUUUUGUUUUUACAAACAGAGGGACAAAUUAUUUCCUGUAGUAAUUGACAGUUUGUCACAGAUGCUGUUAAGUUAACUUUAAUCCAAAGUAUUCCUUUAAGUAAAUGAACUUGACUGAAGUAAACUUAUUGUCCUUCAUAUCAAAUAUUUGGUCCAUGCUAUUAUUAUUAUCAAGGCCGGUGCACUCAUUUUGUUCAUUUGUGUCAUAAAUAAUAUGCUAAAUUGCUGCAAUUAUGCAUAUACAUGAGAUGAAGGUGUUGAAAAUGAACUAAAAGAAGCAAAAUAGACAACACCCCUUGGUUACUUUGGUACAGUCACUGUGUGCAAACAGCACAUGGUUUAAAUUAUUAGAUGUAAAUGUUUUAACUGUGGGCAAAGCCCCUUAGAUAAGGACAAAACUAGACAUCCAUCAACACAUUCACUGUUUCGGUGUGAAGUGCCUGUUGUCAUCAGUAAUAGCUACUAAGACAGGGCAUGUGAUCAUAACCCUUGCCAUCCAGUGUUACAUGUGUUAAAGUAAUGGGGGAUGUCAAUAUCCUGUCGGGGUCAGAAUCCCCCACCUCAACCCCCAAAAAAAAAGGAAUCUGUAAGAAACUAUACUUUGCAUAAAAUAAUAAUCAAAAAAGAAAAUUGGGGCAUUUUUUUUUUUUUUUUUGCUUUAUGACAUUAUUUACAUGACAAUUAAGCACCUUUACCAUCAAAUUCUCAUGACUGUAAUCUGAAAAAUCUAAUUCUCUUCACCAUUAUGAGAAAAACAUAUUAAACUGUAAAGAAUGUUUACAUCAUGAUAAUAUUUUUGUGCUGCUUUUAAUAAUAUUUGUUUUAGAGGGUCUAAUUAAAUUAGAUUCUCAAAGUAAUAAAGUAUUUUUUUAAUUGUAUUUAAUGAGAAUUAUUCUUUAUUGUCAAUAACAAAAACCCUGCAAACGUAAAGUUGUGGGUAAAAUUAUAUUCUCAUUAAUGUAAUACAGUAUUUUUUACUGUAUUACAGUAAUGAAAAUUAUUGUUGACAAUGACAUAUGAACAGAAAUCCCUCAAAUGUGAGGAUGCAUUAAGGUUAUGAAUUUGAGAAUAAAAUGUGCUUUUCAUUAUUGUAAUAUGUUAUUUUUUACUGUAUUACAGUAAUGAGAAUUAUUUUUGAAAAUUACAGUUACAACAAAAACCCUAAAAAGUAUAAUCUCUGGAUGCAUUACAGUAAUGAAUAAUUUUCAUUAUUGUAAUACUUAAUCUUUACUGGAUUGCAGUAAUGAAAAUUAUUGUUGAGAAUGACAAUUCAGCAAUGAAUGAACAAUGAACUGUUGGGAUUCAUUACGGUAAUGAAAAUUUGGGGAUGAAAUUAAAAUCUCAAAACAGUAAUAGUUUUUUUUUUUUUUACUGCAAUUAACCUUCAAAAGUAAACUGUUGGGGUGCAUUAUGGUUAUGAGAAUUUGGGGGUAAAAUUGUGUUUAAUUGUAAUAAAAAUGUUACAAUGAAACGAUUCUUAAUAGCCCUAAAAUAGGCUUUUAUGUCUUUAUGAAAUAUAUAUUUUCAUUUUUUUUCUUUUCUUUUCAUUUUAGGGUGCAAUAUGACCCUGACAUGUGUUUUAAGAUUUACCCAAUAACAUACCUAUCCCCUAUCCUUGAUGUCCCAAGCAGUUUUUUUAUUGCUACGUGAAUUUUUUGGGCUUUGAAAUGAGCCUGAAAAUAUUGAAUUAGAGGAAUAUUCCGGGUUCAAUACAAGUUAAGCUCAAUAAACAGCAUUUGUGGCAUAAUGUUGAUUACCACAAAAAAUUAUUUCGACUCGACCAGAUUUUUUUUAAUUUAUUUUAAAAAAGCAAACAAUUGUGUUACAGUGAGGCACUUAUAAUGGAAGUUAUUUUUUGUUGGGUUUGAACACCGAAAUGUGAAGCUUAUAUUUUUAUAAAAGCAUUUACAACAAUUCUCCUGUUAAAACGUGUGUAUUAUUUGUGCUGUAAAGUUGUUUACAUUUUAUUUUUGUAAAGUCGUUUUAGGGUUUGUUGAAAUUGUCUAUAACUUGAUAGAAAAGGUUAGUAAGUGAUGUUUACACACAUAGUUUAUUUCUUUAUUUCUUGUGGCUAUAUUUUUGAAACAGUAUUUUAACAUUGAAAAAUUUGCCCAAUACACUUCCAUAGUUUUUUUUUUUUUAAAGAAAAGGAGGAACAAGUAAAAAUUAAUUUUUGUGGUCAUCAAAAUUAUGCCAGAAAAUACAGUCGAUUGAGCUUAACUUGUAGUUGAACUCGGAACAUUACUUUAAAAGUACUUUGUGUCUUAAGACUGGUGCAUGGAUGGAGGUGGAUUUUCACCAUGUGGAUGAUGGUGUUUGUGGCAAAAAAACAAAAAAAAAAGUUUUUGAUUAUAUUUUAAAGGAGAAUUUUUCAUUAAUGAAAGGCCUCUGCUUCAUCUUUGUGUGAUGUGCAUAAAGAUUCACAUUUCAUACUGUCCACUGCUUAUUAAUGUCAGACAAGAAAGACAAAUAUUCUCUCUAAACAACCUUUAUCUUUGGAAUAAGUGUUUUCCUUAACAAAAGAUAAAACUGUUACAUUACACAUUACAUAUCUUCAUCUAUAAAUCAUGAUGUGGCUGUAUUUAAACACUCUGUUACACAUUGUUAGACAAAGUUUGUUUUUAGAAACCAUUCUUUGGUUUGAAACAUUGUUCCUCAUUGCUAUGUAAUGUUGACUAACUGUACUUCGGUAAAGAGCAUGUGUGGCGCAUUUCCCUCUGACCUCUUGGGGGAUCUGAAGUUGUAAAAGAUUGUGUUCUUAAUGUGGCUUUUGGAAACCUCAAGAAGCACAGUACACAUCCAAAAAUGUGUGUCUUUUUUAUUUGAUUUGAUGAUGGCUUUUUUUAUAACCAUUCAUAAUGUUAUGCUAUUAAAAACAAAGCUGAAAAACA